UGCCAGAGCACGAAGUCAGCGCUCCGUUCGCGGCUGAGGGCAGGGGAGGUGUCUCUCGGUCCGGAAGCGGAGGGAGAUUUGAAAGUUUUCAUGAUGAAUUUGGGCAAGUAGCCCCAAUAGUGAACUGGGCUUGAUUAGCCUGAGUAUUACCUCAGGUAGCAGUCAGACAGGAGUCGGGAAUGUAGCACGUAAUGUCUGGUUACUCAGUUAGCAUCGCUAGCCGAUGUUAGCCUGUUAGCUGUUAGCAACAGCGGCGUCGCUUGGUUGCUGUGGACGCCAGUUAACCACCACUAGGCAGAAGCCGACUGGUUUAGUGUACCAGAUGUACUAACGAGCACCGUCUUCGGUCCAGGUUCACUUCUGAUGUUAAAAUGGCAAAUUCAUCAUAAUAUUUCCGCCCGCUUUUUCAUUUCAACACGCCGUAAACGCGAAAAGCACGAGCGUUGCGUGUCUGUUUCGUGUUAGGCAGGUAGCUGCGUGGAUGUCAGGAUCACUGUUAUCCGCGAGGGAAGAUGGAGCUGCAUCUGGAGGUGAUGCUGGUUACCAGUAUCAAGCGCAGGAAGCCGUGGCCGCGGUUCUGUUGGCUCGGACAGGAGAAGGAGGCUGUGUUUGUGCUGGACCACACAAGGAUCAGCGAGAUCGACAUGGCAUCAGGGCGGACCAAGAGAAGAACCCCCAAACUUCAGCCGCUUCUCCCCAGGGUGGUCGCCAUGGCAGCGUCCCACAAUGGUGCCUGGCUGGCCGGCCUGCUGCUCUCUGGGGAGGUGUUUUUGUGGAAUAAGGACAGGGACUUUAUAAAGACUGUGGCCCCAGUGCCGGCUGUAUGCGAAAUGGCCACCAUGGCUAAGGAGCGAUCCAUGAGCCCGUCUUUGCUGGUCUCGGGGGAUGGCCGCCGGCUCCUCCUGGCUGCUCUGACGACGCGGGUCUUCCUGUGGGAGUGUGUGGAUGCGCGGGGGCUGGGGGGGCUGCGGGAUGGCGAGGCGAGGGGCCGCUGGGCUGAGAUCCUGCCUCCUGAAUGCCCUUCCCUGCCUUCGCCGGUGGACAGAGAGGCCUGCCUGCACUGUGCCUUUGUGCAGGGGGAGGCCCUGGGCGACUGCUGCCUGUCUGCGUUCGCUUACAUCGCGGGGAACCAGCUGGGUGUCACCUUCCUGAAGAUUCGCUGGGAGGAGGGCCCCGAGCGCCGGCUCAGUCCGCAGGGGUACAGCGUGCGCUGGGCCACACAGCUGUACCCGCUGGACAGCCUGCAUCCCCCCUGCCGCCCUGUGAAGUCCCGGGGGGGCCUGCUGUGUGCCCUGUCCCCUGACGGGCUGCUCUUGGCUGUGACCCUGAACCAGAGGGACCCCAGAGCCACCCAGGUUCUAUUCAUCAGCACCCAGAACCUUGUCUCUGUGCCCAGCUGGCUGGGGGGCUGCGGAAGCAGAGACCUUGCCAUCCCCGCCAAGUAUGUCAGGUCGUACUGGGUGGCGGAUGUGAGCUGGAGUGCAGGGGGGCUCUUCCUGGCCUGUGUGCUGAAGCGGGGGUCCCUGCUGCUUCUGGCCCGGCUGGGGGGGCUCCUAUCUCUCUCCACUUCAGGUUGCAGCGUGGAGCUCGGCCCCGCCCACUUCCUGCCUCUCCACCCACUGGUCACCUACAGACCCCCCCAGGCCCAGCCGCAGGACGCUUCCCCGCCCAGCUCCUGUGCCUCUGCUCAGGACGUCCUGCGGCAGCGAUAUUCCGUAUCCUGGCACCCCCAGUUGGCCUGCCUCGUCGUGUCUGAUGGCUACACGGCGACUGUCCUGCGCAUCCCCCGCCGGCCCUCUGCCGCUGCGUUCGUCGGUGCCCUCCUCCUGGACGCCAUGGAAGCCUUGGAGGUGUUCCAGCAGGGCGUGGCUGGCUCCCAGGGGCAGGAGGCGCUGUCCACGCUUAAGCUGCCGAGCAGCCUGCAGGAGCUCCGUGGGGGUGACGCGCUUGACACGGACCUACCCCGCUUCCUGCUGGGGGGCGACUCGGGCACACAGGCCCAGGUGGCGGCUGAGGAGGACUCUGAUGACGAGGGCAGUCAGCUUCCUGGUCCAUGCGUGGAGAUGGAGGGGAGACUGGAGUUCGCCUCUAUGUUCGACACUCUUCAUGCUUAUCCUGACCAAUCCCACGACCUCACAGAGGCGGAGCCUGAAGCCCCACCCCUACUGGUGAAGCUGUCACAUGCACGGAGGAGCCUGCUGACGGCCUGGGCGCUGGGUGUGUCACUGGGGGGCGCCAUGGAGCACCGUGCUCGUCUGCUGAGAUAUGCGGUGCGCUGUGCCCUGCGGUAUGCCGUUCUCCUGCGUCUCGCUCCUUUCCCAGCAUCCCGUGGGCCAGAGAUGGUGCAGGACACCUGGCUGUCUCGUGUUCUGAACCUGCUGCAGACCCUUCUCUACCUGCUAUCGUGGGACACGCCCCAUGUGGGCGGAGCCACCUGCCUGGGCGUGGCAGUGGAGCUGACAGAGCAGGUGGUGCGCCUGCUGCUGUCGCCUCAGGGUGGCGGUGCUGCUCCAUCCUCCUACACCCUCUCCACUGCCCUGCUGGUUCUCACCCUGGCCUCCCAGAGUCUUGACCAAACCUACUGGCUUCCACAGAGAACCUGCUACAGCCUUCCUGAGCACCAGGGAGCUCCAUCUUCUGUCCCUCUGUUUGAUGUCUUUUCUGUCUCACUGCUGAGGGAGGCACAGUGGAACCCCCUUCAGAGGUUUUCCCAGAAUGCUCAGCUCAUGGGACGACAUCCUUCCCGAAGGUUGCUGAGGGUGUGGCAGGAGCUGUACACGACGGCGCUGCAGUGUGCAGAUGGGCUGUGCUCCCAGCCAGGACAUGGCAGCUGUGAAGAGGAGCGGCACAGCAUCUCUGAUGUCCUGAACCAGGUGCAGCGGGUCCUGCAGGCAGCCGGAGCUCAGCUGGAGGGGGGCCCUACACUGUAUAGGGUCACAGGUGAGCAGCACUUCCUGUCGGGCUCAUAUGCAGACGGCGUCCAGGCGUGGGUCACUGAGCUACUGGCGGACCGAGGCGGAGGGCCGCGCUCCUGCUUCCUGGAGACCCGGUACUGCCUGGCGCUGCUCUACAGCCUGCUCUUCCGGUACCGCUUGAGGGAGGCCCAGGGGUUCUGUGACCAGCUGGCCCAGAGGCUGGUCCGGAAAGCGGGGCUGGAGGUGGAGGAUGAGGCCCAGGCAGGCGCCGCACAGGCAGAGUCGGCCCUCACUGCCCGUCUGCAGCAGGUGAACAGCGAGGCCAUCUACGCAGUGGUGCAGUCACUCGGUAGGUUCAUGGCCUCCUACUUCACCAACCAACCGCUGGCCAUCAUGCCCCCCCACUGCGUGGACGUUCUGCCCCCCCUGCACCUGCCUCCAGCCCCUGGCCAGAGGCUGGUGCCCCUGAGCCAGAUCUCUGUCACGGAGGCGGUGCGGAGUCAGGAGCUGUCGGGGGUGUGGACCGUGGGCUACGCCCUGGACCUUCUCCUCCUGGGGGGGCUUCUUCCCGAGGCUGCAUGGUUCGCCCGUCGCCUGGGAGACUGGAAGACGGCCGUCUCCCUGGGCGUGACUUACACCGGCUACUGUAGGGAUGAGACCCGCCUCACAGGGCUACGAUGGAAGGAACUGCACCUGCCAGGGGAACUGAACCCCAGACACAUACUGCAGGAGCAGCUGGAGUGCGUGCUAGGCAUGGAGGCACUGCGCAGCCAGCAGUGCUCCCAGGAAGAGGAGGACGAUCAUCUCCAGGCCUCGGUGCAGGACCUCCUCAGGGCAGCAGCCAUGGCUGGGCUGGACGUGCUGUCGCAGCCACUGCGCCACCUGGUGGACCGUGCCAGGAUGCUGGGGUCCUGCCUGCCCGCACUGGUGCCCGGUGGGCUAUACCUGCCUGCCCCUCCGCUGUAUUGCCCCCAGCCUGCCCCAGACCCCGAUGACCCCGCAGGAGAAGGGCCACUGGCGCUGGAGCGGCUAUCCCGUCUGCAGGUGUCUGCCGUCCUGCAGAGGGUGCUGUUGCUCCUGAGGGCCGCUCGCUGCUGCGUCCCUGCUGCCCAGUGGUACACGGCACAGCUGCGCCACUGUCGCCGGGUGAUGCGGAAGAUCCGUAAGGAUUGCUCUGAGGCUGCAGUCAGGUCGUUUCCCGAUGGACUUAUGAAGUUCAUCUCCCCCAGUGGCUUUGUCAUACCUGGGUCUCCAAGGGAUGGGAUUCUGGACUCAGUCACCGUGGAGAUGAUCACAUGCUUCAGGGAGCUGUGUGGUCUCUGCUGGAUGCUCCAUGUUCGGGACCAGCUGUCGGUUUCCUGCAGGAAGUACCAGGCUGCAAGGAAUCAUGGGAUGGGCACACAGCUGGAGGCAUGUUGCGUGGACGCCCUGCGCUGGGGCUGCCGUCUCCUCCCCUUCGCUCGGUUCCUGAAUGCCGAAGAGGUCCUGCAGGAUGUGCUGCUCAGCCUGGCAUCUGCACUGCCACCUGUUCCCAUGGUGACACAGGUGCUGUCCCAGGCCUUCCCGGACCAGGAGGACUCGGUGCGGGUCUCCCUGAGGGAGAAGUACAGCUCUCUGCUGCAGAGGCUUGGAGAGAACCAGGCGAUGGCCUCUCUGAUCGAGGAUCAGUUGAAGAAGAGCCGACGGGAUCGCAGUCGUGUAGCUAAGUACCUUGGCCCCCCGCAGCGCCACCUGUGGGAGAGGGAGGAGGAGACAGGAGACUCCCAGGGGGCCAGCCUGAGCUGCAGUACACUGACGGACUGCGGGGACACGGCCGAUACCGGCUCGGAGACCGCGUCACUUCCGCGUGGAGUGAGCCAGCUUCGGAGUGGUGCCGGACGGACCGGGGGCAGGGAGGAUCCCGGCCUGCUGGAGCAGGAGAGGGAGCCCCGGGCAGGCACACCAGGCAGGGCGCGCCUGCCUCCCGUCGGGACCUGGGUGUUCGAGUUGGAUGACGAUGAGUACCUGAGUUUCCUUGAGCUUUUCCUGAGCUACGUGCUAGAGAAGGAUAGUGUAGGGGGUGCACACUUGGACCCCCCCCUCCUGAGUAGCUACACCCCCCAGCUGUGGGAGAGUGAAUUGCACUCCCUGACGUUUGACAUGAUGACCACACUUCGGCGCCGCUGUGCUCGUGACAGAAAAGGGACUGCCGUGUUCCGGCCUGGUCGCUGCUAUCGGCUUGCCUCGUCUGGCCUGGUCCAGGGCCACAGCCAGUCCCUGGCACCUGGUACCAGCGUGGCCGGCUCGGAGCCACUCUUCCCUGGUCUUGGGGCAGGAAAGUCCCAGGGCUUGUUUGGCCUCCACCGUCAGGCCAGGAAUAGUUCUAAGUACAGCAUCCAAGGGCCCCAGGUCAAUUCUGAGGCCUCCCCCUGGCUGUUUGAGGUCCAGCCUGAUGCUGAUUUGGACCCUUGCGAAGACCCUGACCCCGGACUGGACGCCCAGUUCCCAAGUCUGAGCCGACUGCUAGAGUGGAUGAUGCGCUGGUCUGACAGGAAGGUCUCACAUAUCCAUUCCUCCCACAAGAGGGCAGUUGCAGCCAUCGGAGAGGCCGGGGUGGUGUUUAUCAGGGCUAAGACAUCUGCCCCAGCUGUCCUCAGUGCCCUGAAGCUCCUGACAAGCAGAUACAGCGCCGCCCUGCUGGACAUACACUUCCAGGUGCCACUAACGGAGGCAACAGUCACCCCAGUGCUGCUGCCAGAGAAGGAUUGGUGCAGUGAGGACACAGAGUGCUGUGCCUCCUCUGGGAGCCCCCCUACGCCUUCUGCCCCAGAUCCUCCGCGAGGGCGCCCCUUUGGCAUGUCUCUGAUGGAGGCGGCGGGGCCUGGGGCGGGCUCUGAGGAACAGGACCCUUCAUGCCAGUACCGUGAGGACAGCGUGACCUCUGACCUUAGCACGGCCGAGGAAGAUGACAGGAGUACGGAGGAGCCCUCUGAGUUGCUGGAGUCCCUCACUCGACCUGACAUCUCUGUCCAGAUCAGGACUGUCCCCAGGACGCCAUCCCCCAAAGAUCAGACACUGACGCUGAGAGUCUCCCGAGGGGCUGUGGCUGACGAGCUGGAGGGGUCAGAGAGUCCUGGGGCCCGUGGAGCAGAAUCAGGACCUGAGAGGACUGGGAGUGCGGAGGAGGAACACUCACGGCUGGGUCUCGAACCCAGCAUGCCAAGGAACCCCAAGCCCCUCCCCCGGACAAGCCCACAGCUGGAGCCAUGCUCGGAGAGUGUGGCCAGGGGGGGGCCUGCUACGGAACCCCAGCACUCUGACAGCAUCACGCGACUCCUGCAGGAUGAGCUUUUCAGGCUGGUACAGUUACAACAGAUCAACUUCAUGGGUCUCAUGCAAACUGUGGGAAUGUCAUUUACCAACCUGCCCCACCUUCAGUAUAACCUGCCCCACUUACAGCCCAACCUGCCCCACUCUCAGGCCAAUCUGCCCCAGCUUCAGCCCAACCUGCCCCACUUACAGCCCAACCUGCCCCACUUACAGCCCAACCUGCCCCACUCUCAGGCCAACCUGCCCCACCUUCAGUACAACCUGCCCCACUUACAGCCCAACCUGCCCCAGCUUCAGCCCAACCUGCCCCACUUACAGCCCAACCUGCCCCACUCUCAGGCCAAUCUGCCUCAGCUUCAGCCCAACCUGCCCCACCCACAGCCUGAUCUGCCCCACUUACAGCCCAACCUGCCCCACCCUCAGCCCAACCUGCCCCACCCUCAGUCUGAUCUGCCCCACCCUCAGCCCAACCUGCCCCAGUCUCAUUUCACCCUUCCCCUUUUGCCCCAUCCUGUUUUGCCUGACUACAACCAAUCAAUGUUGCCCCAGCUCAGCCAGUCUGUUUUACCCCAGUUGCCUACCCCUGUCCUCCAACACAAUGUAUCCCCCAUCCAGCCCAACACUCAGAUCCCAGCUAAGGGCAAAGACUUUUCCGGCACAGCAGCCCUGCCCAAGCAAGCUCUGCAGGACUCGCCAGUGCUGGCUGUAGAUGCUGACUGGUCCCAGAUCAGUCAGAUGGGCCAGGACGGUUUACUCCCUGCAUCCUCUGGGCUGCUCCGCUCCGUGACUAGCCAUGCGCCUGUAGGCAUCCCGCUGCUGCUGCCCCAGGACACACCUGAGCACACCCUACCCACAGUGCCCCCAGCUGGGCUCCCGCUGUUACAGCUGCAUUCCAAUAAGCGGCCUUUGCUGCAGCCACAGCCUCCAUUGGUUUCUUCUUCUAGCCAGCUACCCCCUCCCUCGGUGAGAGAGGCCUGGGGACCGGGCCGGAGCGGUCACCUCCCGGUUGACCCGCCGCCCCCAGGUCAGGUGCCCUGGAGUUCUCCGCCUAGGCUCCGGCGUGCGGAACCCCACAGAUAUGCCCAGUCCCCCGUGCUCCCGUUACUCCGCUUCCACUCCGACGCUCCCCCCACACUCGCCUGCCCCCCCGCCCCGUCCAGGUCCUUCCCUGGGCUAGGGAUUCGGCUGCUGCGGACAGAAUCCGAGUUCCAUGUUAGAGCAGAGCGCCCCCCUCCGCCUCCGCUGCCGACCCCUCGUCUCAUUCCCUUGGAGGAGCUAGCAGGAGGGCCCUUGUGGGGCAGCAGGCAGCUUCUCCUCCUGACUGCGGAGAGGCAGCCGCUUACUGCUGAGGCGGCCCGCCACACGGCCCCGAGCUCCGCAAAGAGGCAGAGGAGGAGGAAGGAGAAGCGGAGAGAGAGGGGGGAUGUGGGUGUCACCUUCAUGCCAGAAGAAUCUGUCACGGCCCCUCCAGCGGAGGUGUGCGCAGAGGGGGCCCAGCCCAGGGUGCCGAUGAAGCAGCCUUCUGAGCCCCUUCUCAUGACGUGUGACCCCGUGCUGACGGGCCAGGAGCUUGUGGCAAAGGCUUGGUCCACUGCGGCUGAGCUGCAUGCUUUUGCCUGCACACAGAAGGCAGCCCCGGAAGUCCACGAUGCGUGCACCAGCACCGACCAAGCUUCUCCCAUCUCACUUGCGGACAAAGCCGUUUCUGCCAAGUUUCCUGCGUCUCUGACUGCUGACCCGGGAACGGGUGAGCAGCGGGAAGCUGCAGUUGUGCCCCCUGAUAUCUUCUUGGACCUGAGGUUCCCCCAGGACCUACGUCCUCAUGGUCCUGAGACCCAGGAAGCCCCAGCACAGGCGGGGAAGAAGGUGGGCCGCGGAUUCAUCAAUGUCAUCGACCUGGAGGACGUGGCCUUAUUGCGGGAGCUGCCGCCCCGUCCGUCCCUUCAUACCCAGGACCGCCCUCGCUCGCCCCCACCCUCCAGCCAGCUCCACCUCCUCGCUGCCUCUGUCACAAACUCCGCCCCAGCAGAGCUGCCUGUUACAAACUCCCCAGUGGGGGCCCCGCUUGCUGAAAGACCUCCUGUGGGGCUGGCUUUUCCAAGCGCAGCCUCCCGGCCCGGGGAUGAUGCUGUGGUGCUCAAGCCACCAGCAGGACAUGAUGCUAAGGGGCAGGAUUCUCAGGGGCGGGGUGAGCCGGACCGGUGGGCGAUGUCCAGGAGGCAGGCGUGGAGCCGCCUGUCGGAGAUGGAUGCCCAGCUGAGUGCCUUGCAGAGCAUGGCCGACCACAUGGAACGGGAGUUCGCCAACAGCAGGAUGCUGGUGAGGACCAUAGACACACUGGGUCCACUCAGCUGUGAGCCCCCCAGCCCGGAGCCCCGCAGCAAGGUCGGCGUGAAGGUCGCAGAGGAAGCCUCCAGAGUGAGUCAUCCUCCGAGGCACAUAGACCCAGAAGAUGAAGAGGUGGAGGAAGAGGAGGAGGAGGAGGGUCAUCAAGGCUAUGGAGCCGAAUUUGAUGUCCCUGCAUUGGUCACUGGUCCCCCAGACCCAAGGACACGCUUUUGCAGCUCUCCGCUGCCUGCUGCUGUGGACGGCGCCACCUACCUGUCACCUCCCUCCCUGCAGGACUUGGGCACCAUGGCGACCGGCCCUGGACGGCGGCCAGAGGAGUCCCUAAACCUGUCGGGGCUCAGCGACGUGGGGGACAUCCUCGGGGAGCUGCUGCGGGAUGGGGCCAUGUCGGCGACGAGCCUGGGUCUGUCACACACGCAGGCCGCCAGGCUGAGAAGGCAGGGAGUGCCGCAGGCAAGUCAGGCAGAGGAGGAGCAGCAGGAGGUACAGGUGUGGAUGAGGAGCAGACAGAGGGAGCGGUUGGCGGAGUACCGAAAACAAAGGGAGGAGCGAAUGGAGCAGGAGCGCAAACCCUUCAGAGGCACCACAACCCUGAAGCCGACAUCCAGGGAUAUCACGCUCAACAAGAAGGUCAAAGAAGAGAAGGACAGGGCGGCUCUGCUGCAGCACCACAGUCAGAGAGCUCAGGAGGCCUGCAACUUAAUGGCGGACCUGCUCACUGCAUCGCAGGCCCUGCCCGUGUCCUCUCUGGCUCCGCCCCCAACACAGAACAGCACCCGUAGCAGCACCAGGGUGGGGCUGCAAAACAGGAGUAAAUCCACUGGGAGAGCAGGGAGGAGUCACAAGUCCCCAGCAGGGCUCCGCUCGCUGUCUUCCCCAGGCAGGGUGACCGGGGCUCAGGCCUCGCGGGCCAGCAGGUUGGGCCUGCACAGACCUGCCAAAGCCCUCCCUAGCGACCGUCUGUCCCAGGUUACGCAGCGGGGCAUGCUGACCCGCACGCGAGACUGCACAGGCAGGGUGCAGGCUGGGAUCCGGGGCAGGACGCGGCUGCCCCCACAGCCCCACAGUGCGCCGGGAGCUGGAGGUGAAGACCGGUGCGGCGAUAGCCCCAAGGACAUGGAGGACCGGGAUGUGGUGAGCCCCUGGGAGCCCCCCCUGGAGAUCCGGAGGCUCCUGGGGCUGGAGAGCCUGGAGUGGGGACAGCGCCCGUGGUCGGACUCAGCCCAGGCUGCCGGGAUGGAAGCCGGAUUUCAGCUGGACAGCGUGUCAGAGAGUACAGGAAGCAUCCUCAGUAAGCUGGACUGGGCUGCUGUGGAGGGCUUGCUGGCAGGAGAGGGGUCAGGCUGAUCAUACAUGCAGGGGGCCAGCUUGUGCCCUGCAUACUCAGUUGAUUUACCUUGGAUUUUAUGCGCACUAUGUGUUUAAUAAAUGUAAUUUUUAAGCCA
Molecule: messenger RNA, 10018 nt
Organism: Paramormyrops kingsleyae
Lineage: Eukaryota; Metazoa; Chordata; Actinopteri; Osteoglossiformes; Mormyridae
Source: RefSeq, a predicted model, not a curated record